AACGUUGUCUUUAAUCAAUCCCACGUAGAUUGAAAAAACUUCCAAAACUAACGCCAUUCCAGUAGUAAACCACAGAUUGAUUUCUCCGUCAUUUCAUUUGAAAUCAUCAAAUAUAUAUUAUUUAGUAUUAAUUUAAUAUAACACGGUUUUUUGGCUUUGGUUCCGAUAUAAAAACCAAGCUUUAUAGUUGGGCCUUCCCAUCAUAAAUUUGCAAUCCAGCAGCCAGGGCCACCACUCCCCCACCCACCUCCUUCGCUAGUAUUAAAAAACCAUAACAAAAAAGAGAGUCAACCCCUUUUUCUGCAAAAAGGAUCGUGAUCAGAGAUGGAGAAUAUGUUGGGAUUGUUGAGAAUUCAUGUGCAAAGAGGGGUGAAUCUUGCCGUGAGAGAUGUUGUAAGCAGUGAUCCUUAUGUCCUUGUCAGGAUGGGAAAACAGAAAUUAAAGACUCGUGUCAUAAAGAAGAAUGUCAACCCAGAGUGGAAUGAAGAUUUAACACUUUCCAUUGCAGACCCAAGUCUUCCAGUUAAGCUUGCUGUAUAUGACAAAGAUACAUUCACUUUAGAUGAUAAAAUGGGGGAUGCUGAAUUUGAUAUGGGUCCAUUUAUAGAAGCGGUGAAGAUGCGUUUGGAAGGUCUUCCCAGUGGAACUAUAAUCAAGAAAAUACAGCCAAGCAGGCAAAACUGUCUAUCUGAAGAGAGUUGUAUAAUUUGGAGCAAUGGCAAAGUUGUUCAAGACAUGUUCUUGAGGCUGAGAAAUGUGGAGUGUGGUGAAGUUGAGCUUCAAUUGCAAUGGAUUGAUGUUCCUGGUUCCAGAGGACUUUAGUUAUUUUACUACUUGGAUUGAUUUCAGCUGCUGCUGUUGUUGUUGUUGUCUUUUUUUUCUUUUGUUUUUUUUUCUUGUGCCAAUUAAGCCUAGUGUCAGUGUGUAUAUAUAGUAGAUUUUCAGGGUGUCAUAGUUAACUUGGCACCAUGAAGGUGUUUCAUCUUUAUAGACAUCGAAUUUUAUUUAAA
Messenger RNA from Durio zibethinus, 1010 nucleotides. RefSeq names its product protein C2-DOMAIN ABA-RELATED 1-like. NCBI's taxonomy places the organism in Eukaryota, Viridiplantae, Streptophyta, Magnoliopsida, Malvales, Malvaceae. The record is from RefSeq and is a predicted model, not a curated record.